ACGUUUCGGUCUGACAGAGCGUAGUGGAGAAGAGUGGAGGGCCGGAGUGUGGAGAGAGUUGUUGUCGAAGCAGAGGGAGACGACGGAGCAGGAGCCGAGCAGGGGCGUGUGUGUGUGCAUGUGUGUGUGUGAGAGUGUGUUUGUGAGGUCCCGACAGGAGCACAACACGGCGUGAAUGAGAGAGGCAAGCUGGCGGAUUUCAACAUGGCAUCCGGAGAUACGCUGUACAUUGGGACAGACGGCUCGGAGAUGCCGGCCGAGAUCGUGGAGCUGCACGAGAUAGAGGUGGAGACGAUACCGGUGGAGACCAUCGAGACGACGGUGGUCGGCGGGGACGACGACGACGACGACGGGCAGCCCAUGAUCGCCCUCCAGCCGCUGGUCACGGACGACCCCAGCUCGAUCCACCACCACCAGGAGGUGAUCCUGGUGCAGACGCGGGAGGAGGUGGUCGGCGGGGACGACUCGGACCUGCACACGGACGGCGGCGGGGGGUUCGAGGACCAGAUCCUCAUCCCGGUGCCGGCCCCGGGGGUGGAGGACGAGUACAUCGAGCAGACUCUGGUGACUGUGGCCGGGAAGAGCUCGGUGGGUCGGGUGAAACGAGGAGGCGGCACCGGGGGCAAGAAAGCGGGCAAAAAGAGCUAUUUAAGCGGCGCGGAGGCCGGCGGACGGAAAUGGGAACAGAAGCAGGUGCAGAUAAAGACACUGGAGGGGGAGUUCUCUGUCACGAUGUGGGCAUCGGAUGACAAUAAAGACAUUGACCAUGAGUCGGUGGUGGAGGAGCAGAUCGUCGGGGAGAACUCCCCCCCGGAUUACUCAGAGUACAUGACGGGGAAGAAGCUGCCCCCGGGUGGCAUCCCGGGCAUCGACCUGUCGGACCCCAAACAGCUGGCUGAGUUUGCCAGAAUGAAGCCCAGAAAAAUCAAAGAGGACGACGCCCCGCGGACGAUAGCCUGCCCUCACAAAGGCUGCACAAAGAUGUUCAGGGAUAACUCAGCCAUGAGGAAGCAUCUGCACACCCACGGACCGCGGGUGCACGUCUGCGCCGAGUGCGGCAAGGCCUUUGUGGAGAGCUCCAAACUCAAACGCCACCAACUCGUUCACACGGGAGAGAAACCCUUCCAGUGUACCUUCGAAGGCUGCGGGAAAAGGUUUUCUCUGGACUUCAACCUGCGCACGCACGUGCGGAUCCACACUGGAGACCGACCCUACGUCUGCCCGUUCGACGGCUGCAAUAAAAAAUUCGCCCAGUCCACCAACCUAAAGUCUCACAUUCUCACACACGCCAAAGCCAAAAAUAACCAAUGAGACCCCCCCGACCCACACACCCCACCAACCCCCCUCCAGCUGCAAGAGUCGAACCACCAAUAUGGAAAAAAAGAGAUCGUUCUCGCAGCACACGUGAAACCUCUUUUGAAGUUGGAAUGAAAAGCUUGAGACUUAUUGAUUUAUACAAAAAAAAAAAAAAAAACAAAGAACAAUCCGACAGAUUAAAAGACUUCAAAACAGUGAAAUUCAGCUGGUUUUCCUGAAGCCCCCCCCCCCCCCCCUCUUCUUCUGCUGUCACAUUGGAUGAGGAAUGCAGUGACGACUCCCCAGAGCCCCGGCCCACUCGGUCCCUUUGCCUCUCCAGUGGCACUCAGCCGCCAGAAGAUGGAACCCACGGACAAACAUCAGAGACUUAUUUUUACCAGUGAUCAGAGAAGCAGCGUUCUAUUCGUACUUUUAUUUCCUUGAGUUGCUUUUAUUUCCCUCAAGUGUGCAUAUUGUACACUUGACUCAGGCUACAUAUAGGGAAGUUGUGACCUUUCUUUUUCUUGCAUCACGAGAUCGUACCUAUGAUACAAAAAAAAAAAAAGGCUUCAGCCUCGUUUGAUCUGUUCCACAUGGAUUAGGAGUUUAAAAAAAAAAAAGAAACGGCUGUAUGUUUGCAUUUCCACACUUUCUUUGGUUGUAUUUUUCUCUAACC
This is a messenger RNA of Salarias fasciatus (jewelled blenny), 1972 nucleotides long. RefSeq names its product YY1 transcription factor b (gene yy1b). The transcript has 5 exons. Gene Ontology annotation, biological process: regulation of transcription by RNA polymerase II. Gene Ontology annotation, molecular function: RNA polymerase II cis-regulatory region sequence-specific DNA binding; DNA-binding transcription factor activity, RNA polymerase II-specific. NCBI's taxonomy places the organism in Eukaryota, Metazoa, Chordata, Actinopteri, Blenniiformes, Blenniidae. Gene Ontology annotation, cellular component: chromatin; transcription regulator complex; PcG protein complex. The record is from RefSeq and is a predicted model, not a curated record. The coding region runs from base 205 to 1311 and encodes 368 amino acids.